This is a messenger RNA of Podarcis lilfordi (Lilford's wall lizard), 18999 nucleotides long. NCBI's taxonomy places the organism in Eukaryota, Metazoa, Chordata, Lepidosauria, Squamata, Lacertidae. The record is from the annotation of a GenBank genome assembly.
AUGAUCUCUGCAGCGCCUCUCUACAGCGGGGUGCACAACUGGACUGGCGCUGAACGGAUUCGCAUGUGUGGCCUCAGCGAAGAGAGGUGAGGUGCGUGUGGCCUCCACAGGCCGGGAGGGAAGAGGUUGGGCAGCUGGUGUGUGUGAGGUGGUCGGGUUCCUUGUUAGAGGAUGCUGGGAAAAGGGGUGUCCUCCAGUUUGCAGAAAUGCAGUUCAGCUGACUUAAUUUGUAGGGUGACUCCGGAGUGGGGCUGGGGAACCUGUGGCCUUCCAGACUUUGCUGGGCUACAACUCCCCCCAUUCCUGAUUGUUGCCUGGGGGCUUAUGGGAAUUGCAGUCCAGCAACAUCUGCAGGGACACAAGUUCCAACAAGCUCCCUGCACCAGACUUCAGCCUUCAACUGUUGCACCAGGUACCCACUACUUAUCUACAGUGGGUCAAAACAGUAGCUCUACAACCAUACAAAUAUAUGGUAAGAAAAAUAAUAAAUGGGUCAGCAUAUGUAUGAUUGAGCUAAAGGAAGUUCCUGGGUCUGAAAAAGCUGGAAGACUACUGCUUUGAAGUAGCUAUCUUGGUACGCACCAGAUGUGCUGACUGCGGCUCAGAUCAGCACCAGCCAGGACAUUUUACGAUCUCUGUUAAUUAUUUUAACUCUCUCUUUUUUGCUGGAUGUGUGUGGCUUUGUUGUUUAAUAAUAAUGAAGGUUUUAUCCUUUCCUCCAAGUAACUUGUGGUUCUUCUCUCCCCCCCGUUGCUUAUUCUCACAACAACCCUGUGAGGUAGGCUACUUUGAAAGAGAGUGAUCAGCCCAAAGUCACCCAGGGAGCCUCAUGGCUGAGCGGAGGUUUUAACCUGGGUCUCUCUUCUUUCCUAGUCUGCUCUAACCACUGCAUCACAUGGUAUCGAGCUUUUUUGUCAUUAAGUGGUACAUUGAAUAAUAAUAAUAAUAUGUUGUUGUUAUCAUUAUCAUCAUUAGUUUAAAGUAUGAAUUUGGCCAAGUAGUACUCAAUAUUGCGAGAUCUAUAUUAGGAUGGUAGUUUUCAAGCUAAAAUCAGAAACUUUCAAUGCAUCAGAUUUGAAUAGAGAAGCUUUGCUGGAUCCUUUGAAUUUGUGCAAGUUGUAUGAAAUUUCACCUGUAGCCGUAUGCAUCACCAGCAGAGGCAAAGGGGGACAAAUCACUCCUACAUGAUCACAGUCACCUCUCUGAGUCUCUCAUAUGCAGUGGUGCUGUCAGGGUAGGGUUUGGAGACGCAUGUUCAGAGCCCCACUCCUUAGCAAAAGGAGCAGGAGGGGUCCCAAAUGCAACAGGACUGGCUUUCUACAUUUUUGAAGUGAUGUAAUGCACGUAAUAACUAGCAAAAGUUCCCCGCUGCCCCCAGCAAGACAGUGUUUCACGAUGUGUAUAUACCAUAAAUCUGAAGCUCAUUUGAAGCAUAUGCUUUCUCCCAAAGGACCCCGGGAACUGUAGGUCGUUUUUAGUUGCCAAGAAUUGCAGCUUUGUGAGGAGUAGACUACAGCUCCCAGGAUUCUUAGAAGAAAGUCACUUGCUUUAAAUUUAUAGCUUGUAUGCAGCCUGGAAUUACCUGACAGCACCACCACUAACCACAUGUUUUUGAAGAGAUAGUGCUGCUCUACCUCUCCCAAAAAUGUUGGGGUGGAGGGAAAGAAAGAUUACUUUCUAAAAACGUGGCCAGGCUUUCCACUCAGCACUCUUUAAGUAGAGAAGGGGAUUGAGGUCAGGCCAAGUGGAUAAUGUGGGGUAUUUCUCCAUGGUUGAGAUAUGAGAGAAUUUGUGGAAAGUCUGGGAAGCUUGAGGUGAGGGAUCUCAGGGGGGAAGGUGGAUGGAAGGGAUCUCUUGGCCUCUUCUUUCCCCCCACACUUUGGCCACAAUCUCACCUGCUACUUCACAAGUUUACUUCCAUCAUCGGUGAUAAAGUUUGGGAAGCUGCAGCCCUGGACCCAAAACAGCAUAGAUUUGGGAGUGGGUGCCACACAAAUCGAGGUGAACAGGUAGAAAAAGGUCUUGGAAGGGUCCCUUGUUAUGGCUUUGUUAGUGUUCUUCAACCUUGGCUUCCCUGGAGUUGCAGGACUACAGCUCCCAUCAUCCCUGACUCUUGGCUAAACUGGUUUUGCAUGAUGGGAGUUUUAGUCCAGCAACAGCUGGAGACCAAGACUUAAGCAUUCAGUGAUUCUGAAUUUCUCUUAAGUUAUACAGGCCUACUGCUGAAGGUUGGGAAGCCAACCUUGCCUUGCUUGCACAUCCUUUAGGACAAGCGUGAGCUGUGUAUGACUCAUGAACUGCAUCUGGCUGACGAAGCCCCCUGCCUAUGUGCAUCUGCUCACAAGAGAUACCUCCAAAAGUGGGUUGGGGAGAUGCUUUGGGUCUUGCAGGUUUGGGCGAUUGUUUCUCAGCUUCACAAUUCUUUCUCUUCUUCCUGCAACAGGAGAGCCCCACUUUCUGAUGAAGAAUCCAACACCAGCAACUCCCAGCAUCUGGGCUCCCCUGACUUCUGCACUGGCAGCAGCUUUUCCAAGGUAAGGGGCAGCUUAGUGGCUGUACCUAGGGGAGGAAGCUUUGGUUCUUGCUGAGAUACAGAGGGCCUAAGUGGCUAAUUACCUGGCCAGCUCAAAUGGAAUGGGCUGCCACAGGGUGGACUGAUGGCCGUGGACUUAUAUAAAGGGUGUUAUGCACAUUCAUGGAGGAGAAGGAGAGAUUUGUUGAUGGCUGUUUACCCCAUGACCAAGAGGUAGAGCAGCUGCUUUGCAUGUGUAUAGACCCAGGCUCCAUCCACGUCAACUCCAGAGGAUCAGGUUGCAGGUUCUAGGAAGGACUCUUGCCUGAGACCCUGGGAAGCUGCUGCCAGUCAAAGAAGACAGUGCUGGGUUAGAUGGGCCAGUCAUCUGAACCUGGUACAAAAGGAUAUUCCUGUUUCUUAAGCCAGGGUAGCUAAAUGGAACCUCCAUGUGCUGAGGCAGUCUGUCCCCGAGCACCAGAUAUUGGGGACAAAUAGGGACCUUUGAUCUGAUGAAGCAGGAAAGGGAUUCUUAUGUUGCUUUCUUCGAACAAAUGUUGCAUAGUGGCUAUUAAAACAAACAAACCAGAACAUGAACUGGACAGUUCUCAGUUCAACUCUUGCCUCUGCCAUGAAAUUAGGUGCUGGUAAUAAUAAUAAUAAUAAUAAUAAUAAUAAUAAUAAUAAUAAUACCCUGCCCAUCUGGCUGGAUUUCCCCAGCCACUCUGGGCAGCUUACAGGCUUACAGCAUAUAUCAGAACAUACUAAAACAUCAAAAUUAAAAACGUCCCUAAGCAGAGCUGCCUCCAAAUGUCUUCUAAAAGUCAAAUAGUUGUUUAUUUCCUUGACAUCUGAUGGGAGGGCGUUCCACAGGGCUACAGAGAAGGCUCUUUGCCUGGUUCCCUGUAACUUCGCUUCUUGCAGUGAGGGAACCACCAGAAGAAGAUUUGGAGGAGGACCUCAGUGUCUGGGCCGAAUGAUGGAGGAGGAGACGCUCCUUCAGGUAUACUGGACCAAGGCCGUUUAGGACUUUAAAGUCAACACCAGUACCUUGAAUUGUGCUCAGAAACGCACUGGGAGCCAAUGUAGGUCAUUCAAGACCGGUGUUAUAUGGUCUCGGCGGCCCCUCCCAGUCACCAGUCUAGCUGCUGCAUUCUGGAUUAGUUGUAGUUUCUGAGUCACCUUCAAAGGUAGCCCCAUGUAGAGCACAUUGCAGUAGUCCAAGCAGGAGAUAACCAGGGCACACAUUACUUUGGUGAGGCAGUCUGAAGGGAGGUGGGGUCUAACCCGGCGUACCAGGUGGAGGUGUGGGUCACCCUUGUUGAUUCCAGGUAGCCUUAGGCGAGUCACUCUGCCUUGGCUCCCUAGCAAGACAAUAAAACUGAUUUCUAACCUGCUUUAGGAUUCCUGAUAUAAUUUGCAUGUGAAACACCAACAACAUGUUUAUACAAUAGUGUUAUUGACGCAAUUGCCUUCCCUCGUUGCUGCAGGUGGAGCUCACGGCAGUUUCGAGUAGCGGCGGCAGUGCCCAAGGGUUUGAGGCAGAGGGCAUCGUGGAGGAGGAACUCGGACCUACACUUAAGGAGCAGCCCUGCGAGCCAGACUGUGCUGAGAAGGCCUUGAAGGGCGGCGAUGCCAACCCAGGCAAAGUUAGGGAGGGCGGACUCACAAGGCCAGAGAGCAGCAGCAGCCCGGACUGUGCACAGCCGUCUGCUAAGGAGGCGGCAGAGGUCUCCCCUGCUUGCCCAAAGGCUCUGGAGAGUGAGCAUCCAGCAAAGGAGAAGAGCACCCCAGCUGCUGGCACAACCCUGACAGCUGCCGCCACGGCUGCCGCCGCCACGGCCACCAACAGCUGCAGCACUUUGACCUCUCCCCCAGCCACCUUCACCUUGAAAAGCGUCUGUUUCUCCACUUCUCAGGCCCCCGCUAUGCAAAAAAUGGCCCUCUCCUUCCCACCUGGAGCAGUCCUCACCCCCAGCCAGCCCCUGGUUUACCUCCCACCUCUUCCGAGCCCACUCGGGGUCCCGUCUGCCCUUGCCCUGCCUGUCAUACCCUCCUUCCCACAAGACCCCUGCCUGCCUAGCCUUCUCGCCCCCUCUGAGCUGCGCUCUUACCCAUAUGCCUUCUCCGUGGCCAGGCCUUUGGCCGCAGAUCCCAAAGUGGCACCUGUGGAGACAAGCCAGCUGAACUGCCCUGCCCCGUCAGGAGAGAGCAGCGCCCUUGCAGUCACUGGGCCCUCCUCUGCUGUCGAAGGCUCGGACCUCUCGCCUAGCACGCCUGCCUCGGCAGCAGCAGGUGCCAGCACUGUCCCGCUGUCAGUCGCCGCCAGCGUGCUCACCAGGGCCCCGGCAGUCCCGGAACAGCUUCCCUCAGGCGUCCUGGCCUCCAUCUCCCCGCUGAAAUCCCCCCCACAGCUGGAGCGUGAGAUGGUCUCCCCGGAAUGCAGCGAGAUGCCCCUUGACCUUUCCGCCAAGUCAAACCGCCAGAAGCUGCCUCCUCCGAGCCAGCGCAAGACGCCCCCGAUGCCUGUGUUGACCCCAGUGCACACCAGCGGCAAAGCACUGCUCACCACGGUCUUCUCCAAGCCUCAGCGGGUGGCUCAGGCCAUCGGCGGCCCGGGCACCGCUUCACCCUUCGUCAUCUUCCCGGAGUUCCUCCGCAAUGGGGAGCAGGGCUCCUGGGUGAAGAACUCGACUGCCCUCAUCAGCACCAUCCCAGGCACCUACGUUGGGGUGGCCAACCCAGUCCCAGCUUCCGUGCUGCUGGGCAAGGAUUCCGGCCCCGGCCUUGGCAGGGACUCCCGCCAUCUGGCCAAGCAAGAGCUCAUUUCCAUUGUUGACCAGGGAGAGCCUCGCAGUGGUGGGCUGCCUCUCGGGAAGAAGAGUGGUGGAGAGGGGCCUCCUGACCCCGCACGGCAGCUCCUUCGUGGCCGGGGUGUCCCAGGGGCCCAGUUGCACCCUUCAAAGGAGAUGGCCAUUUGGAGCCCCAGCCAGGGAAGCGUUUACCCUCGGUGCUCAGUCAACGGGAAGCCUGCCAGCCCCCAGCUGCUGCCCGUGGGGUGGUCGCCUUAUCAUCAGGGCCCUCUGCUUUCCAUCGGCAUCUCGGCAGCCGGGCAGCUGUGCCCGAGUCAAGUUGCCCCCUGCAAACCAGCUGGCGCAGGCGAGCUGGCCACGUUCCCUGGUGUGCAGCCGAUAGAGUCCUCUGCUGUGGUCCAGAAGCCCCCCGAAGCUCCCUCUCAGGGCAAGGGUUGUAAGGCAGCCUUGCCGAACACAGCCAGCCCUUUGUGCAUCUCACCAGCUCUUCAGACCAGCCUCCCAGACGCAAGGGGCUCCGAGGGUCUCAUCCCAAAAUACGACUCCGACAGACUCGAGGCUGACUUGGCAGCAGAGGCCACCCCGCAGCCCAAAGCUCCCCCAGAGGGCUGCAGUCGCAAGCGCCCCGGGGACGCCAAGCCUAAAAACCAGGUCUUGACUGCCUACCUAUCUCACGGCCUUUCCUUAGCUAGCCAGCCAAGCGUGCGGACGACCUCUGAGACGCCUCUCCCAGGGAGCAAGCGCAAGGACCGGAAGUGCAGCAACGCAUCUCGGGAUCAGCCGGCGGCAGAAGUCACUCUCCGCAGUGUGCACCAGGUUGAUCUCAGCCGCGUGAAGAAGGAACGGGUGGAGCCAGAGGUGCUGAUCACCUCCACCACUUGUCUGCAUGCUGGGGCUGCCUCGAGAAGCCCUCCGAAAGCCAAGCUCAAGGGGGUGGCCCACAUCAAAGUGGAGGAGGGCUUCCCCUGCAAGUCCAAGCGGCAGCAUGACGGGCCAGACCGCCUGACCCACAAGAAGCAGAAGUGCAGGGGCAGUGAGGAAUCUCAGGCCCCCUGCAAAUCGGACAGUCAGAACCUGCACACCCACAAGGUGAGUGACUUGCCCUGAUGUGAAAACAGGGAUCGCACCCAGCGUUUCCUGGAGCAGCAUCUGAGGGGUGGAAUGGGUGAGAUUGGGCUGAAGGUUAGGGAGUCCUCAGGGAGGACUAAUCUCUUGCUGAGGACAAGGUAAAAGAUGAACCAGGAUUGAAAGAUGUUGGCAGUAACCUCCUGUAGUGCUGAUGGAGGUCCUGAAGAGCUGCUUCCAAUACUACAGGAAGGAGAGAAUCUUGCCAGGACAGCAGACAGAACCAGGAAUUUCAUGUGAUAACAUUGUGCAUCUUAAAUUAUUUUGUGACUCUCCCUCAUGAGAAGUGCUUGUUUGAUGCACAAGAGCACUAUUAGGAUCAGUGUCCAUUGUUAACACGAAUGUCCUGGUUGGUUAUUUUUUAUUCAGUUUCUUAUUUUCUCUGUAUCUUAGCUAACAGACAGAACGGAUCCAGGAAAAAGAAUUACAUGACAAAAUGCUUCUGAUGUUACAUUUUAAAAUGUAGUUUGUCCUCUAAAAAACUGUAUCCAGGUUGAAUCUCUGUGUAACACACUAGUUGGAGGUGAGGCUGAUGUGUGAAUCCCAGAUGUGGUCUUGGAAGCAUUUCUGGUUUUGUCUGGUGGCUCCAGCCUUAUCAGAAUGCCUUGGGCUUUUCCCUGGGUUUGACUUUACUUGUGUCAGAGGUUUCUUCGUGCAGCUAGAUGGAGCAUGUGACGUCAGAAGAGGCUCAGAGGCACUUGGCUGUGUCAUAUGGCGUAGGGCAAGUCUGUUUUAAUUGCCCCAAGUGCAUGCCCUGUUGCCAGCAGCUGCUUGAAUGAGACACAGCCAUUAAGAAGCCACGGCCUGGCUUCUGAUUUCUUUCAGAGUUCAGUUCAAAGUGGCCCGUGCUUAUCAUUUUAAAGCUCUUGCAUGGCUUGGAACCCAGAUUAUCUCUUACUGUCUUCCUCCCUACCACUGUGACUGAAGUUCACUUCUGUAGCCUUUCUGAGGGUGACCUGCCCUUCAAAGGCUAAGUGAAUGGCAAUAAGGGCAGUGAGAGACCUUUUCAGGUAUUCCUAUAUACAUACACAUACACACACACUUCCCCCAGGUGGCACCAGAUUUUAUGUCAUUUCAUCACCAGCUAAGACCUUUUCCAUUUUCCCAGGUUUUAAUUUCAUUUGUUUAUUUUUUUACCUGCUAAGCAGAUUGGGGUAGUGGUUUUUAUUGCCGUGCCUUUUUUAAAUCUGCUGGAUCUUCCUAACAUUUCAGUUCCAGGGUUUUAUUCUGCCUUGUAUUUCUGAAGUUUCAUUUCAAUUGCAAGCAGCCCUGGGGACAUGGGAGCGCUGGAGGUGUGGGGUACAAACGUGGGAAAAAAAUAACGUGGGACAAACCUGGCAAAGACCUCUCGCUUCCUCUCACCGCCAGUGUGUCUCUUCUGUGUCCACAGUGGCGGAAGCACCACAGCUCCCAUGAGGUCAGCAAGCAGGAGAGCCGGUCGGGCUCCACGAAGGAGCAUGGCAGCCCCCGGGCCAAGCGCAAGCGCCGGAAGGCGUCUCCAGGGCAUCAUGGGCACAGCUGCGAAGAAGGUACAGGAGCCGGGUCUGGGCUCUGGCGAUUGCCUUUCCUAAAAGUGUCCAACAUCCAUGGAAGACUCUCCUACGCUGGGUCUCUCUCUGCUGGGCACAGCCCAUCUUUGCCUACCUCUUGAGAGAGGGAUCGAAAUGGGAGUGAGCCCCCCUUAAAGGGCAGAGCUGCUACCUGCAGUGUGAGGGGUUUCUGUCCAUCCUCUCUGGGGUAUAUGAGGCCCGUUCUCUGAAUUUGUGGCUUGCUUCCUUAAAAUACAGUAGCGUACCUAGCAUUUUCCUUUCUUGUGAGGAAGCAAAAUACAUGUAAUCAAAGGUUUAACAAACAUCAAGCCCAUUAGACAACUUAGAUGUAGGUUUUUAUUUUAUUUUAUUGCAAUUUCCUCUACCUCAGUUUUUGUUUGUGCAACCACGGCAGGACCACUUGCCUGUUGAGCUGGGCAUGAGAGUACAAGCUGAUGAUAAUGCAAAUCAGAACACAACUGUCCUUUGGGUUUUGCACUUGUUCAAAUUUUGCAAUACAGCUCAUAGCUAAAAAAAAUAAAUAAAGAUUUUGGGGGGGUACCAAAAUACGUUUUAAAUGUGUAUUUUAGGUGGGCAGGAAGGGCGGGAUAGAAAUGAAAAUUUUAAAGCAUAUUUUCCAAUUAAUGUGGAAGUGGGACAGAGCAGACUGAACGACUGAACCCAUGCACAGUUUGAUCUGUUUUUCCCUAAUCUCGAGUUGUGUGUCUGAAAACCCCCUUUUGGGUUUGUGGGCUCACUUUCCCAGCUUCACACCUGCUUGUGGCUGAGAUCUCCUCUGGGGUGGGGGCAGGACGGAGGAUGCACAGCUUCCCUGGACCAAUAGUUGUAUUUUUCCAGAUGGCAGUUUAGUUUUCAGAGCUCUCUUCUUUUUUCUUUUCUUUCCCCCCAACCAAACAAUCCUCCUCAGCUUUUAUUGAGAAGAAAUCAAAGAACAGUUUCCAGGACUUCAUUCCUGUGGUGCUGAGCAGCCGGACACGCAGCCAGACAGGUGAGUGGCUGAUUCCUUCGACCUGGGGGAGGGGAACCUGGCUUUUUUUCAGGGGGCUGUGGUCCGUCUGAAACAUAUGCUUGUGUGUUGUGUGAAAUCUUCUUAGCUUAGCUGCCUCGGUCCCCCAGUCCCUAAACAACCAUGCAGAAAGAGACAAGCAAUAUCUGUACUUUGGGUCAAUUUAAUUUUGAAACCAAGUGUGCAGGUUUUUGAGUUGCACAGGUCUCUUCCUCAGAGUGAAUUUUGAAGAAAAAUCAGCAUCUGGAUUUGCUAAUUGUUUUGUUGUUGUUACUUGUGAAAUGAAUUAUAUAUUAGGGGAUUCUGAGAGGGAAAAUUGGGCACAAAAGAGGGAGCCGUUGCUAAAGCUGAGAUCCCGAGGUGUAGUGCUUAAUUCUGAUUGAAGAGCGAGGGGGUCCUUUCCUUUCCUUCUUCCUGUAGGAAGCAUGGGAGGCUCUUCUGUUAACAUGUUGGAGGAGUGUGGCCAGGAGAUUCUACCGCCGGUGGAAGAGGAAGAAGAGAAUGUCGAGGGAGAGGAUGAGCUCGCCCUGAGGCAUCGCAGGCUGAGAAAAUCCCACCGCCUCUCCCCCCACUCCAGCUGCAAAGACGGAGAGCGGUCGCGGUCAGAGAAGAGCAGUUUCCACUUGCGCAAGAGUCAGGGGAUGCCGUGGCAAGUGGACGCCACUCGGCAGCUGUGGAGCCGCAAGGAGGCGGAGGAGGAGAGCGGCCACAUCAAGAGGAAGAAGAGGAGGAGGCAGAAAAGCUGGAAGUACCAGACUGGAGAGUACUUGAUAGAGCGGGAGAAAGAGGAGCACACGAGCUGUUGCCAUAAGCGGCGGAAAAUGAAAGCAGGUAGCGAAGGGGAGCCACCAGGAACAGCAUGGGGCAUGGCUGCAGCACAGGGAUCCUUAAGGCGGCAGCCCUUGGUGCAACUUCUGCGCUGUCAGGCUAGUGGUACUUGGCCCUGUGGCAGCUUCACAUUUAACAGUUCACUUAGUCGCCAUGGGCAACCAGGAAUCCCAUGCAGGCGAGUGAGUGGGCUCGCAAAGGAGGCAUGUACCUUUCUGCCUCUCCUCUGCCAACCUGCUUGGCAGAAUGCAAUUCUUAAAGAAAGCGUAGCCCAUGUUUCUUGCUGGGCGUGGGGCAGGCUGGUAAAUAAAAAACACAGAUUUGUGGGCUGAGCCAGUCCAUGCCAAUACCUGUGACUGGGAGGGUUGUAAGGGGCAGAGAGGGAAACAUUGUACAUCCUGUGUGCCCCCACUGCUCACAGUGGUUGCCAGCACUCUUAGUUUGCCCACCAUGUUUCUGUGCAUGUGCAGUAGUAAUAGCCCAUGGAAACAGUGUGAACCUGGGACAGGCGGUCUCCCUUCCUUGGGUCUUCUGAGGUUUUGCCAAGCAUUGACCAUGCAUUUUGAACCAUGUGGUGCAGUCUGAAGUUUGUCAUCCUGCACGAAGUGCUGCACAAACUGCACACAGCUCUGCCUGUGCCUGAAGCACCCCUGGUGGACACCCAUCCAACUUCACUUCCCUAGAGGUUGUCCAAAAUAGACCUCGCCAGCGUCUUAGCCUGCUUAUUUGUUGUUGAACGGCUGUUAAGUCUGUGGAGUGCCCUUUGAACAACUUAUGCUGCAGCCGUCUCCUCCCUAGAAUUUAAAAGGCAGUGCUUUACCAGAGAGGAAAUAACAAGCAAUUGUCCCUCUCCUUUCUGGCAUCUUUUUUUAAGAAACAAAAACAAAAACAAAACCCUUUUAGGCCAUUGGAAAGAAGAGGGACAAUUGCUCUUGCAGGCUUGCCAAAUUAAUCCUGCUGUCGGCUGCAGGAAGGCCUCCCUCUUCAGCCUGAGUAAGGACAUGUCUUCCGUAGUGGCACGGAGCAAGGCACAACUGUCCAGUUUGUCAGCUGUGGUAGCCACCAGGGGGCGGCUGCUUCGGCUUGGGUUUUGCUAGCAGGGGUGGAAAAAGCUGUGGAGUGCUUUGCGAAGAGCUUAAAGGCCUGGAAGCCUUAAGGGAGGACAGGGCCGCAUGUAUUGUGGGAAAGCUCAUUAAGCAGGAGGAAACUACGUAGAACUUCAAGCACAGCUUCCCUUUGGGGCAAUUGUGGACGUCUGCAGUGUAUCUAACGGCGUGUGCUGCCAGUGGUGGGUCCGUCCACCAGUCUGCUUCUCUCUUCGUCCUCGUUUGUAUGCUAAUUCUUUGCUUCUGGUCAAAGGUAUCAGUUUCCCAGAAUCCUUUGCUUUUGCAGUUCUCUGGCCCUCUGGUCCAUCUUCCUUUCAAGUUGUUAGCAAAGGAUCAUGUACAUCGAUGGCAUAAUAAUAAAUGCAAUAAAGCUACGGAACUCACUGCCACGGUAAUGUGGCAGUGGCUCAGAAUAGAAGGGGGCGAGGGAAAUGGGUGCAGAAGUUGUGACGUUAGUGCCGUUUCAGUUGGCUAAAAUGGGAGCAGUUGCUUAGCAGCACUCCAUAGACUGAGGAUGCUGGACAGCUUCCUCUGGCGUACCCACGGCUGGCUGAUGGUAUGCAAGGGGAGCUAACCAAGAAGCUUGCUCUGAAGCCUCUGCUGUUCCUUUCUUUUUCUACUUCCCACUUCUGUUUGCAUGUUCGGGAGCUGAUUCUGAGGCUAGGCUGCCUCCCAGAAGGGCUUAACAGGGAUGUCUGCAUUUGAGCCUCCUUGUUCUGUUUAAUCCCCCUCUGGCUUGCCUUGCAGACUUCAGGUACCGAAAGCACAAGGAUGCUGUGCCGAGCAAAGGCUCAGACCUGUGUUUGAGGAGCAGGCUUUCUCCAACCCUCCAAGGACGCCUGGACUUUCACAACGGAUUCCUCUUGGAUCACCCUGACUCGGCUCCCAUCCAGGAUGUGCUAGAGAAACCUUCUGGGAAACGCAAAUGCAAAACCAAACACCUCUCAGGCGUCUGUGAAGAGGGGAAGGUACAGUAUUGUUUAGGAGGUGCUGGAGUUGAUUUCGGGAUAGGGUUAGACGGGUGCUGCACCCAGGGCUCUGUGGGAGUCUGAGCUACAAAACCAGGCUCAAUUGCCAGUUAAAAGGUUUAGCUAGCAGUUGCUGGGAAAUAACUUAUCUCGGUUGCCUGGGGCCUUGGGAAGUUGCCACUUGGUAUUGCAUACCAAGGAUGGGCAACCCAUAACCCUCCUGGCUGGGGUGGGAGGGAGCUGAAGUGCCACAGGCAGCAUAUCCCUGUUGUCAACAGUAUUAAUUUAAGCAUAACGAAGAGUCUCAUCCUGGUGUACAGCUGCUCCCUCACUUCCUAUGAAUGGAUCUGCCAGCAUUUUUCAUUUUAUUUUAAAGGGCUCUCAAUAUGAUCAGAGCAGAAGCCAGGUGUGUAUGUGUUCAGAACCCAGAUUGGCAAUCUUAUCUGCCCUCCUGUGCACAAUGCAAAGGCAGAAUGGAUUACUGGGAGCCGAAUCCAGCGUUUGGGAGUCUCAGUUUUCUUUUCUUUUUUUAAGAUUUAACAAAAUGUGAGUGAUGCCUGUGAGAUCCCAGGAAACUGGGCUAGUGUGGUGUUGGAGAGUGUGAUUUACACUGCUGAGAUUUCCGGACUUCCAUAUUGUAUAUCAUUUUCUGCCCUUCUCCACAGCUAGCAGAAGCAGAAUUGAGUGUUCAUACAAAAGUAAACGUGUUAUUGAUGCAAACUGUGACCUUGUGGAAUGCAAGCUUUUUUUGAUUUUUUUAGAGGUUCAGAAUUCUUCUUCGCUUAGCCCUGUUCUGACGCUACUCUUCUUCCUCCCCAAUCAUUCUCUGUGUUCCAUAUUUUUUUUUAAAAAAAAGGCCAAGGCACGCCUGAGCCAGUCCAAGACACGCUCUCCAAAGAAAGCUCGGGAACCCUGCUUGUUGAACAAGUCCCGGCAGCACAAAUCAGAAAGAUCCCCCGAGCCCCCCGCAGCCCCGCCGGUGCCCCCUGAAGCUCGCCGACUGAUUGUGAACAAGAAUGCCGGGGAGACACUGCUGCAGAGAGCAGCCCGGCUUGGCUACAAGGUGGGUGCCCGUUCUUGCAGGGGGCGGGGUGGAUAGAUAAACAGCAGGAGACAAGUGCUGCCAUUGUUUACUAAUCUUGGUUGGGGUUUCUUUCGCCAGGAUGUGGUGAUGUACUGCCUGCAGAAGGAAAACAACGAUGUCAACCACAGGGACAACGCAGGCUACACAGCCCUGCACGAGGCCUGCGCUCGCGGCUGGCUCGACAUCCUGCAGCUCUUGCUGGAGCAUGGUGCAAACGUGAACUGCAGUGCACAGGAUGGCACCAGGCAAGUCCACUGCUGCUGAGGAACCACAGUUGCCAGGGGCUAAGAGGUCUGCUGACUCUGGGCCUCAUUUGGCCCGUUUUAGCUUCUGGAUCUGUAACAUUGACGAGUUAAGCCAGUGAAAGCUGCUGUGGUGCAGUACUUAAGAGUGUCAGAUUUAGGGCAGAGGAGAGCCAGGUUCCAUUGCCAACUCUGCCACUCUCUGGGCAAUCUUGGACCAGCCAUACCCUUUUUCAUGAGGGUAAAGAGAUGGGGGAGACCACGUAAACUUCCUUGAGAUCCUUGGGAGGAAAGGUGGGGUGGCAAUUAAAUAAAUAAAUGCAACCUACCUUGUUCAUGUGCUCUAAGAGGGACAUCUUGCACUGAAUUUCAGCCAGUUCUGAAGGUUGAGAACUGUCUGCUACUCUCUAUUUAAAAAUCCCUGCACAUAGAAAAAUAGCAUGCUAGGGAGAAGGCUCAGCAAGAAUCCCUCCGCGGUCUUGAAAGCAGUCCAGUCCAGGCCACACCCCAUGAGAAAGACACGAUGGAUGGGCUGUCUAAUGCACUCACCUACCCUGAGGGGCAGCGGUUCUGCAAUGUCCCGAGCCCAAAGUGGCGGUGCCUGGAUCUUUUAUCGAGUAAUUCCGGGGACUAAAUUGUUGUCCCGCGUACUUGAAAGGCAUGUGCUUUGCCAUUGAGCUGUGGCUCCGUCAUGUCUGGUACUUCUUUAAAUCCUUGCAGCUCAGGAUAAUUAUUUGUUAAUAAUAUGGUCGUCGCUCAGUUACCAAGGGCAGGCCAGCAGUGGACAUUUCUCCAUAUUCAUUUCUCCCUAUUUAAAAUAUGUAGCAGAGCACAGGACCCUUCCACCCACCUCAGCAUAUUGUUUACGCUGGCUGGCUGAGGCUGUCUGGUUUUUUCAGACGAGUCUCUCCCAGCCCUACCAGAUGCUCCUUGGGUAUUGAACCUGGAACCUCUUGUAGGCAAGCAGAUGCUGAGCUUACCGCCUGCCAUUAACAGAGAGUACACAACACUUCACAAAGGCAAACAGGAGGGGUAGGGUCCCUUGCAGGUUCCUUAAGGGUUCCCUGAUGGCUGUCCUAUGGGGAAGGCCAGGGAGGAAUGGGUGAUCCCUGCUCAGCUCCAGCCUUUUGACUCUGUGAAAUCCGAUUUAAAACUCUUUGUCUCUUGGCAGGCCUGUCCAUGACGCUGCAGCAAAUGACAACUUGGAGAUCAUGUGGCUCCUGCUGUCUUACGGUGCUGACCCAACCCUGGCUACAUAUUCGGGGCAGACUGCCCUGAAGCUGGCCAGCAGCGAAAACAUGAAAAAUUUCCUUAAUGGUAGGUUUCCUUUUGUCAAAGGUAAGGCAGCAAUUUUACACACACCCCGGCCAUUGGAUACUAGAUAUGACGUGUGUGUUGCUGCAGUCGAAAAUGCACAUGGGUUUUGCAGGAAAAGUGCCUGAUUUGCACUAAAGGACAUCAUUCUGCAGGAUAUAUACAUGCUUCUUUGGGUUGAUUCUGGUGCAUAGUUUUCCCUCUGAGGAGGGCUUUGGACGGAUUCAUGUUGGAGGGCUCUACCUUGAAAACAUUAGACUAGAAUCCUACAUGAAUAUUUCUAGAAGGUACCCGUGAGCAAAAGACGAAGAUUUUUGCUCCAUUAAAGGUGGAUUUAUGUGGAUUUAUCAUAACAUCACAAUCUUUCAUGGUAAAUCCACAUUGAAUUAUGCCUUUAAUCCAGGGUUUCCCAAGCUUUGGUCUCCAGCUGUUUUUUGGACUACAAUUCCCAUCAUCCCUGACCCACUGCUCCUACUAGCUUGGGGUGAUGGGAGUUGUAGUCCAACAACAGCUGGAGGCACAAGUUUGGGAAACCCUGCUUUAAUCAGUUUUUAUGGCAAGGAUUGUGGAACCUUCAUCCUGCAGGCCAAUUUUGGGUCCAGUUUGGCCCAUGAGACCAUUUCCCCUAAACUGUGCCCUCUCUGGUCAGUCACCUGACAUCACUUUGAUGGGUGGGUGAAAUCAGUUGAUGGGCUGUGCUUGCCUGUUCCCCACAUGGAGCUGGUAUGCUCAGCCAAAGCAUCAGUAUUUUAAGUGCCCUCCGAUCACCUGAUGAGAGACAGUUCAGUUCUGCUCCUUGCUGCUUCCUGGUGACUUUUCCCUUCCACAAGUUAACUUAAACAGGUUAGCUAGAUUGCCUACUUAAUGGUCACCUGAUGGCUGAUGGGUUGCCUCUGCCUACCUGUAAAAGUUCAGACACAAGGAUAGGAAGAGAUAAAAUAUCUGGCACACCAGGUCAAAAAGUCCCCCACCUUACUCUCUGGGAACCUUGCCUAAGCACCCAAAAACACAUUGAUGUCUCAGCUUCCUUUAUUCCAUUUUAUCUUCUUGCAGAUUACCUCUUGGAUCUGCAGGGUCGAGCUGAAGGGGACCCCCAUACAGCCUGGGAUUUUUACAGCAGCACUAUAGUAGGUGAGUAGACCCCACCUACCUCUUUUCCCUGCUCCCUGAAACAACAUGUAGUGGAGCUGAUCGGAUUCCCUCCAUCCUUAGAGGCAGGAUGUUUGGAGCAAGGGAAUGAAGUGCAGGGCAUUUUUUGAUUGUUUCCCAAGCACUCUGUCUUUUGGUCUGAAACCACUUGCUACUGCAGCGUACUGAGUGGAGGAGAAAGAUCUUCAAAGAUGUGUUUGAACCAUUUUCUUCAAAAGGUGGGUGAUUUUGCCCAGUUACUGCCCUUUGAAGAAACCGGUUUGGUUGCCCCUGUGGAAGAGCCUUCAAGCUCAAGACGUGUUGGUCUCACAAGCGCACCUUGGGAUGUUUCCUCCGUUCUUUGUUCCUUUGCUGGUGCCUUCCCUUCUUCAGCCUAGGCAGGGAUAGGGAACCUGUGGCCUUCCAGGUGCUGCUUGACUUCCGCUUCCGUCAUCCCUAACCAUUUGCUUGGUCUGAUGGGAGUUGGGAGUCCAGCAACAUCUGGAGGGCCACAGGUUCCCUGUCCUUGUCCUAGUGGCAGCUCUGGGCAAGCAGUAGGCAGCAAGAGAUGGGUGACUUUUGGCAUACCUUGUGCCAGAAUUCCAGCCAUUCUCUGGGAGAAAAUAACCUGCUGCUCCUGUGCCCGAGGAAGUUGGCCUCUCCCAUCCUGAGAGUGGAGAGAGUGGGGAAAUGAGUAUGUAUCUAGGACUGUUUGUCUUCUCUGUUUAAAUGUGGGAAAGAGGAACCCAGCAUUUUUGCAUCCGUGCAGUCCAGAAGAGUUGAUUUUUGUGCCUGCUGAAAGUAGCCUCCCCUCACCUGGUGCCUUCUAGAUUCUGCAUGAUCCCAGCUCCCAUCAACCCCAGCCAGCACUGCUGACAGUCAUGAGUAAUGGGAGUUGUAGUCUAAAAACAACUGGAGGGCACCACAUUGGAGAAGGUAGCUCUAAAGGACGAGGAUUGAGCACUGUGCAUGUUCCCUUAUUAUGCACAAUUUAUCCCACUGUUUGGGGGGGGGUUAUCUGUCAUUUAUUCUAGCUUUGCUGAUCCUGGGAGGGGCUGAUGAGCUGUGCACCCCAACCACUGGAAACCUUACAUGCUGACCUCUGAAACAUCAGGAGACCCAGCUUACUUGCACUGCCAGAUGUUUCUCUGCCCCUAAAAAGGCUAGAUGCAUGGGGUUUUUCAAAACAGGAGCUGUCAUUCUUGCAGAGCUACAUUCCUCACCCAGCCUGAGCCUUCUGCACUCCUGCAGCAUUGCAGAGUAACACAGCCCCAUAGUGGUCUCUAAAUUUCUAUUGGCUUCUGCCAGCUGUUCCUCCAGGCAUCUCCAUGCUGGGCUUCUUUUGCAGCCCGUGGUCGGGUUGCUAUGGCGAUGGCUGUCCAGCAAGUGAACUGGGCACAGGGAAGGCUAGGGAGCAAGGUUGUGCGUGCAGAGUUCUUUGAGCCCGUGGCGUUUCCCCUCGCUCACCUCCCUCUCCCUCUCCAUUUCCCGCAUCCCUUGUUUCAGAGGGGAAAGAUAAAAUCGGCUGUGACCUUCUGCUCAACCCUCCCGGGAGCUCUGAUCAGGAGGAAGAUGAGCAGGACUCGGACCACCUCAUGUUUGAGUUCUCCGACAAGCCGCUGCUCCCCUGCUACAACCUGGAAGUGUCUGUCUCCCGGGGGUGAGUAGUGCCAGCAUCUCCUUGUUGGGAGAGCUUGGGGAGCUUGUGAGAACGGGCCAAAUUGUACCACCCCACUACUCCCUGGGAGAAAGAGGAGCCCUGAAGUCCGAAGGCCAGUGUUAUUGGAAGGUGGUGAGCAGGAGGGACGGAAGGACGGGUCUGUUGCAGACAACAGCUUUUGAGAGCCUUGGGGAAAGGAUGAGCGAGACGUGCAUUUGCUUGCAAGUCAACUUUCCCUUUCCUUCUCUAGCUCACACAGGCACAGCAAGGUUUUGCCAGCUGCUCAAGGAGGGGAGGGGCAUUCAGAGAGCCUGCUGUGACAAAUGAGAGACUGGCAAACUAUGACAAAAUAACAGGCUUUGUGGUGGUGGUGGUGGGGUACAUGAUGCCUAUUCUGCAUGUUAAGCGUGGAAGUGGUGGGAGCUCCGUGGUUCCAAAAGGAUGGGGGUGGGGGCAGGUAGGGUCGUGGCCAAGAUCCUGCAUCUGCAAAAGCACCGUUCCAAACUGCUGGUGCUGCAGUCGUUACAAUGCUGUGACCCAGAUAAAGGAUGCAAAGGAAGCAGAUCUCAGAAUGUCUUGUGCUUUUGCAUCAUUGGUUCUGAUUUUUAUUAGGCAGAAGCUGGGGGAGGGGUGGGGGAGGGCCGCACAGCACAGAGACGAGCUACCCAGAAGUCCCACUACCUGACCCAAGUCCUGCCUCCUGCUGAGAUGUCGGUAGGGACAGGCCUGCAGUGUAUUCAAGCAUAAUGGGCACCCAUGAGGGUUAGAAGCAUGGUCUUCAAAAACAAAGCACUACCAUCCUUUUCACUUACUUGCACCAGGCAGUUGUGGCCCUGGAUGAUGUGAGGUGGGUGCUAACGGCUGGGGAGAGAGGUUGUGUGGCAUUGCGGCACGAGCACUUUUAAAAUAAAAACACUCGAACAGUGUUUCCCAAACUUGGGUCUCCAGCUGUUUUCAGACCACAACUCACAUCAUCCCUAGCUAGCAGGACCAGUGGUCAGGGAUGAUGGGAAUCAUAGCCCCAAAACAGCUGCAUACCCACGUUUGGGGAAACACGGCACUAGAAGAUAGGGCAGUUGCUCUGAGUACAUUAGGGAUGGGGAACAUGUGGCCCUUCCAGAUGUCAUUGAGCUCCAACUCCUGUUGGCCCCAGCCAGUUUGGCCAGUGGGAAGAAUAAUGGCGGUUGCGAUCCAGCAACAUAUGGGGAAAAUGGGCUUCCGUCAAGAUGGGAUGGUGUCGCUUAUGGGUAGGUUUCAACCCUUGCAUUUCAGCUUUUAGAACAUUGACUGUGGGGGUGAGAGGGUGAAAUGGAGAACAGGGGAGGGAUGGGCACAGAGAGCAUGUCCCUACUGACCACCGCGCUUCUCCCCUUUGCCCAGGCCCUGCAACUGGUUCCUCUUCUCGGACGUGCUGAAGCGGCUGAAGCUCUCGUCCCGCAUCUUUCAGGCCCGUUUCCCACACUUCGAGGUGACCACCCUGCCCAAGGUGGAGUUCCAGCGCCAGAUGUCGUUGAGCCAGGUGCUGGCCCCGGAAGAAAUCCAGGCGCACAUGGCGCCCCCCUUGGCCCUGGGCGCUGCAGAGACGGUGGAGCUGGUGCGCCACGAGCCAGAGCUGGCUCGGCUGCUGGGCUCGGAGGUGAUGUUGGAGGCCUGGAGCAGCUGA